UGCUGGUUGUCGCUGGGUGAUGACGUACAUCCACGUUCCCGGUGCAGCUUGUCAACAAAAACCCAAAACAAAUUGGCGGACGCAUAAAGGUGCAGCUGAAGCGCUGAAGGGAUGCACACGUCAGUGCGUGAAAUUAAUCUUUGCUCAGACACCUCCUACUUCCUGCGGGUGGACUGGGAAGGGUGCAACUUUAGUACCGGCUUCCAGUUGCUGCUUACUGAUGGACAAGAUGCAUGGAGAGGGGAAGUGAGGGGUGAAGUGGUGUGCAAUGAGGCAGAGGAACUGGAGAUGCCAUUGGAAAGAUAUAUCGAGGACGUCGAGCAAGCCUUUACAGGGAGAGAAAACUCCAACACCUACAACUUCACUUUGACACCUAAUCCCCCAGGUCACAGUUCCACUUUGACACUGACAUAUGAGAAGAUGCAGAAGGAUAUCUCAUUCAGGCUGGGCUGCGUUCUGCUGAAGGCCGUCCCAGAGCCAGCAGAGGCAGUGAGAAAUUUACUGAUUCACAGUCUGCAGAGGGGAAAUAACCUGCAGCACCACAACCAGAGACUACAGGAGGAGAACGAGAGACUUCGAGGAGAACAGCAACACAUCACUGCAGAACUGAAGCGUUACGUUGGUGGUAAGGAAGCCCUGGAGGCAGAGCUUUACUCUCGGUUUGUCCUGGUUCUGAAUGAGAAGAAAGCAAAGAUCCGCAGUCUACAGCAGGAUGUCACAAAACUGGAGGAAAUGAGGUGCACUACUGGCCCCCUGGUUAAUGAGGAGAUGGUGUCCAUACUGUACAAAGAUUAUCAUCAGUAUAAAUCACCGACUCCGGGACCACUGGAUGAAAGCCUGAGUGACCUCACAGAUGUGGCCCCGUCUCGCAAACGGCGCUUUCGUCACCUCAGGGCCCCAGAGGCUGCAGUAAAGCGACCAAACCCAGAGACAUCUCAGAGAAAAAGGAAUGACUCCCCUGCAGGAUCCAGUAAGCAUCAGACUCCCCGGCUCUCUGCAGAUGUUGCUGCAGCAAGUUCUGCAGUGGAAGACCUUUUUGAGGAAUUCUGAUGUUCCACGUCUGCACCUUAUAGACGUAGACAAGACCACAGCAGUGAAAUGCCAAGGCAUCACAUUUUUAUUGUGAUUGAAUGCAUCUAGUGCUGUAUCUAUAUGGAAGGAUAAAGCACUGCAAAAAAAGGCGUUCAAUGGAUGCUGAUGAGAGAAAUGCUUGGUGAUUCUUUAUAGAGCACUGUAGAGGUUGCUUUUUUUUAGUAAAGUACACUAAUGACCAAUGUUUGGAAUAGUAAAAAUAAUAAACAUGUUUUUAUCAAAGUUUACAUUAGCUCAGGACUUCUUUGAAAUGUAUAUUUUUCUGAUAUACUUUGCAGGCUACACAUCAACAACUAAUUUUGAUAUUUGUGUAAAUAAAAAGUGAAAGCAAAUA
Pundamilia nyererei is the source of this 1426-nucleotide messenger RNA. RefSeq names its product DNA repair protein XRCC4-like. Gene Ontology annotation, molecular function: DNA binding. Gene Ontology annotation, biological process: positive regulation of ligase activity; immunoglobulin V(D)J recombination; double-strand break repair via nonhomologous end joining. The transcript has 8 exons. The record is from RefSeq and is a predicted model, not a curated record. Gene Ontology annotation, cellular component: nucleus; DNA ligase IV complex; DNA-dependent protein kinase-DNA ligase 4 complex. Lineage: Eukaryota; Metazoa; Chordata; Actinopteri; Cichliformes; Cichlidae. Bases 112 to 1050 code for a protein of 312 amino acids.